Molecule: messenger RNA, 4082 nt
Organism: Plectropomus leopardus (leopard coralgrouper)
Lineage: Eukaryota; Metazoa; Chordata; Actinopteri; Perciformes; Serranidae
Gene: bin1a
Product: bridging integrator 1a
Cellular component (GO): cytoplasm; plasma membrane; synaptic vesicle
Molecular function (GO): phospholipid binding; tau protein binding
Source: RefSeq, a predicted model, not a curated record
CGGACGCGCACACAUCAGCUCAACAUUUGAGAAUACAGCUUAGCUUUCUACAAACACACAUCCGACUAAAGACACAUUAUAACAUCACGUAAUUACAUUUAUCGCCGUUAUUUCUCAACUGGACAUUGAUGCAUUUGCCUCCACGGUCGCCGUAGCGGUCCAUCCGAUCGUUAUUUGCUCCUAUUGCCUUCCUCCCCGCAUCCAAAGACUGAUCUACGCUACAAGAUGGCUGAGCUGAAUUUGGGGAAGGGGCUGACCGCAGGGAAAGUAGCCAGCAACGUCCAGAAAAAACUAACAAGAGCCCAAGAGAAGGUUCUUCAGAAGCUUGGAAAAGCUGACGAGACCAAAGAUGUUGCCUUUGAGGAAGGAGUGAUCAACUUCAACAAACAAUAUACUGAAGGCAGCAAACUGCAAAGGGACCUUAGGGCAUACCUGGAGGCAGUGAAAGCCAUGCACGAGUCCUCCAAGAAUGUGCAGGCAUGUUUGGCUGACAUGUAUGAGCCUGAUUGGUACGGCAAGAACGAAGUGGAUUCCAUUGUGGAGGACUGCGAUGUGCUGUGGACUGACUACCACCAAAAGCUGGUCGAUCAUGCUCUCAUCUCCAUGGAUACUUACCUGGGCCAGUUCCCUGAUAUCAAGGCACGUAUAGCCAAGAGGGACAGAAAGCUGGUGGAUUACGACAGUGCCAGGCACAACUAUGCUACCACACACAAGACCAAGAAAAAAGACGGGGGGAUUAAAAUUACCAAGCCCUCCUCUUUGUUGGAGAGAGCCACUCCAGGUUGGGCUCAGGGUAUCUUGUCUGCACACAAUGUUGCCCAAAGCAGUCUCUCCAGGAGCCAGGCAGAGGAAGAGUUGGAGAGAGCCCAGAAGGUUUUUGAGGAAAUUAAUAUUGACUUGCAAGAGGAAUUGCCUUCACUCUGGAACAGUCGUGUUGGUUUCUAUGUCAGCACCUUCCAGAGUUUGGCUGGUUUCGAGGAGAAGUUUCAUAAGGAAAUUAGCCGGUUGGAUCAGGAUUUGUACGACAUCUUGGAGAAAUUGGAGCGAUCAGACACAACCAGAAAGACAGGUGUCAGCGGCGCCUCAUCAUCAGGAACAAAUAGGAGUGUGAGUGGAAAAGAAGCAUCUAAUCACACUCUCAGGCCAGGAGGGCCACCCCCAAUCCCCAAAUCUCCAUCCAAGCUAAGGCCUGCAGUGCCUCCUCCACCUAAGGUGACCCCAUCAAGGGAAAUGAAAACAGAGAACAUCAUCGGCCUGUUCGAUGCUGCAGCUACUCCUGAUAUCAGCGUCACUUCCCCUACAGAGUUUGACAGUCCAGCAGUGAGCAACCUGUUGGACAUGGACCUGGACUCUUUCAGUGCUGCAACCAAAGCCUCAGCGGUCACACAGCCUGCAAACUGGGACUCAUGGCAUGAGGACAGUGGUGACCAGGAAGAGGAACCCAAGCAGCACUAUGACCCUGUGGCUGCUGCUGCAGAUGCCUGGGGGGAUGAUGGUUCGCAGCCUAUCCGCUAUGAUCCCAUAGCAGCUGCCACAGAGGGCUGGGGGGAUGAUGGAACCCUACCAGUUCGCUAUGACCCUGUGGCUCCAGCUCAGGAGGGAGGGGGGGAUGAUGAGAGCCAGCAGGUUCAUUACGAUCCGGUUGCUCAAGCCCAGGAGGGCUGGGGCGAUGAUGGGGACCAGCCGGUCACAGAGGUGCCCGCCCCAGACGUGCCCACUCCAGAGGAUGAAACACCUGCAGUUGGGGCUCCAGCUGAUGCUGCUGAGGAAGGACCCACAGCAGCUGCUGCUACAUUGGAUGAUGAAGAGGGUCAGGGUGAGUCUGCAGCAGCUGCUGCAGCACCAGAGGAACAAGCACCAACAGAGGAGACACCUGAAGUAGCAGCAGACUCAACAGAAGUAUCAUCACAGCCCGCAGACAUGCCACCUGGCUUUUUAUUCAAGGUCCAGGUGAUGCAUGAUUAUGCUGCCAAUGACACAGACGAACUGGAGAUGAAGGCUGGUGAUGUGGUGCUGGUAGUCACUUUUGACAACCCUGACGAACAGGACGAUGGCUGGCUGAUGGGAUUGAAGCAGGAUGACUGGCAGCAGAACAAAGAAAAUGCCACUAAAGGAGUAUUCCCUGAAAACUUCACUCAGAGGCUGUGAGAGAGGGGGACAGGGCUUCAUUCCAGCUUCCUUCUUCAUGUCUCUUCCUCUUGCCUCAAUCCUUCCUUCCCUCCCUUGCCCUGAUACUGUAUCUUUACUAGGACUUUGGCCAUAGAAGCAGAGCUGUCACAGCCCUGGCUGAAAUCAUGCAUUUCUAAGGUCUGCUACACUGUGCUAAAAGUGGAUCUUGGCAUUUUUGUGGAUUUCUGCCAAUAUUUACAAUUAGAGAUGUAGCCAUUUCACAGGUCCCACUCUUUGCUCUUUUGCUGCACUAUUGUUGCUACUCAAUACUGAAGGAAUUGAUUGCAGAAUCCUGAUCAUCCAGGAUAGAUGCAGGGAUGGGUGCCUUUGCAAUGGCUACUGCUACAGAUGCAUUAUAACAUCUUAGUCAUUUCUCAUCAUUAACUCUCCAAGGCAUAUUCCACCACUAUUACACAGAAAGUGUCUUUUAAGAUGUGCGUUUGUUCAUUUGAUACUGAGAGAGACUGAGAGAAAACAGUGCAGGAUUGUUAAGACAAUGCCAAGUGUAGCAGAGUAUCCCAUCCACACAUCCAAACCCUAAAAUCUCUUUUAUGAAGGACAGGGUAUAAUACACUCUGAAAAAGCAAGACCAAUUCCUGGCAGACAACUUCACCCGAGUCAAAUUGCAAAAACACCUUUGAACAUAAAAGGUGCAGAAUCAGCACCUAACCAGCCAAACAGCACAAAACGAGGGUUACGAUAAUGUAACCCUAGUUCUAUUAGCACAGACGGAACCCUCUACUGGCUGUAAAUUUGCGAUCUUAGGAUAGCCAUCCUACACCCUCCUCAGCCAGUAGCGUAGGAGUGACAGGACCCCUGGGUGGAUGGCUAAUAGAACUUGGGUUACAAUAUUGUAACCUUCUUUCUAUCUCACACAGGCUCCACCCUCUACUGGAUUCUAUGGGCACAGUGGGUGUAGCCUGAUAAAUGAAUGUCCUGUCGCAACAUCACAUUGACCCAACCACACUGAUCCUAACUCACCUAGGCUGCUGCACUGGAGAGGUUGGGGGCCUCAGCCAACCCAGAACAUAUGCAACCAAACUAGGUGAAGCCAUGGCCUAACUUUGCAAGGGUCGAAUAACAAGCAACAGACACCCUGCACACCACAUUUACCAGGUCAUCAAGGAGCUCAAAAAAAAUAAAUGUAUCAUGCCUAGGAGGGUCAGGUGCAAAUUAGUAGCACUUCUGCUGAAGAGAAAAACCAUGUUUUACAGCAUUGCAUGCCAUCGUACUGUGGGCUUCACACAUUUUUGGGUAGGCAUGUUGAUGAUGAUUGUGAUUUUAGAAGAGUAUUACCCAUGACGUCAAGUAGAGGGCAGAGCUUGCGUGAGAUAGAACAAAUUAGAAAUCUCAUCCACACUAAUGUUGCUGAAGCAGAACUUCGUCUUCUCAUGCUCAAGUUGGUUGUUUAAACAAAUGUGCGUUUUUGGCAAUAGUCUGUUUUAGCCACAUGUGUAGCCAUCAAGUGUCAUUUUUUUAUGGGCAUGCAGGUUUCUUCACCUGUGCCUAAAAGGUUAUUUUGGUGGCUGGCUGCAAAUCUGACAAUAUCUAAGUGGAGGCAUAGCAGGGGUUUGUUAGUAAGGAUAAAUUAGUAAACUUUGGUGCCAGUAUUUUCUAUGUACUGAUCCACUGAUUAGUCCUGAGGUUCUUCUUUGACAAAUUCAGCCCAUUUUUUAUUCCUACUUUAAUUAUCUCCCUGUAAAACAUUGAAACAUGGGGGCCCUAGUUGUCGUAUUAGUUUAGAUUCAAUGGUGGUUUGAGUGGUAUGAACCUUUUGUUAAAAAUCCAAAUUAAUGCAUAUGCACUGAAUUGGUCAUCUGACCCCAACCUAGUUAAAAGAUAGCAGGUAUUCAGUAUAAAAAAUGUUUUAAAAAAUCCAAACUGAAAUAUUGAUCAUAGAAUCCUAUAGAGAA